UUUGUGGAGCUGCAGAAUUACAGAGAAACAGUGUCUCAUCCUGACUUCAGCUCUGAAAUCAAACCCAUCACACCUGAGAGAACUGAACCUGAAUUGGAAUAAACUAGGAGACUCUGGAGUGAAAAACCUCAGUGAUCUACUGAUGAACACACAAUUCAAGCUGGAAAAACUACAGUUAAGCUGCUGUGAAAUGACAGAUGAAGGUUGUUCUGCUGUGACUUCAGCUCUGAAAUCAAACCCAUCACACCUGAGAGAACUGAACCUGAGUGAGAAUAAACUAGGAGACUCUGGAGUGAAAAACCUCAGUGAUCUACUGAUGAACACACAAUGCAAGCUGGAGAAACUAGAGUUAAGCAGCUGUGAAAUGACAGAUGAAGGUUGUUCUGCUGUGACUUCAGCUCUGAAAUCAAACCCAUCACACCUGAGAGAACUGAACCUGAGCUGGAAUAAACUAGGAGACUCUGGAGUGAAAAACCUCAGUGAUCUACUGAUGAACACACAAUUCAAGCUGGAGAAACUAGAUCUGUUUGGAUGCAGUAUUACAGAGGAACAGUGUCUCAUCCUGACUUCAGCUCUGAAAUCAAACCCAUCACACCUGAGAGAACUGAACCUGAGCAGGAAUAAACUAGGAGACUCUGGAGUGAAAAACCUCAGUGAUCUACUGAUGAACACACAAUUCAAGCUGAAGAAACUACAUCUGUAUGAUUGCAGUGUUACAGAGAAACAGUGUCUCAUCCUGACUUCAGCUCUGAAAUCAAACCCAUCACGCCUGAGAGAACUGGACCUGAGUAUGAAUCAAAUAAAAAACACGGGAGUGAAUCACUUAUGUGACAUACUGAAGGAUUCACACUGUAAACUGGAGAGAUUGAGUCUUUGUGACUGUGGAAUUACAGAUGUUUCUUCUUUAACUCAGUCCUUGACAAACACAAAAGCACUGCAGUUUCUAAAAUGGCUUGAUCUGAGUGCUAAUAUGAUUGGAGACUCAAAGCAGCAGCUCAUUGAUGUGCUACGAGACUCAAACUGUAAACUGAGUGUAGAUACAGAUCCAUCACCUGAAGUCCCUGAUAGAGUUCAAUUGCAAGAAAUACCUGUAGUUCAAUCACCAAAAGUCCCUGAUAGAGUUUAAUUGCAAGAAAUACCUGUAGUUCAAUCACCAAAAGUCCCUGAUAGAGUUCAAUCGCAAGAAAUACCUGUAGUUCAAUCACCAAAAGACGAUAAAUGCUGUAUAUCAUAAUGAAGGCAUCUUGAGAGGAGCAGUAAACAUCAAGUAAGGAUCCACAGAA
Labeo rohita (rohu) is the source of this 1283-nucleotide messenger RNA. Its product is annotated as ribonuclease inhibitor-like. The record is from RefSeq and is a predicted model, not a curated record. The annotation marks the transcript as partial. Gene Ontology annotation, molecular function: protein binding. NCBI's taxonomy places the organism in Eukaryota, Metazoa, Chordata, Actinopteri, Cypriniformes, Cyprinidae. The transcript is spliced from 7 exons.